UAAAGUUGUAAAUAGGAACUGUCAAGAAAUAGCAGAGCGCGCGCGCAGGUAUCCUCCACGGAGACGCCCAGAGAGACACCCAUCCAGCCUGAGAUGCCCCGGUUCUUGCCCGGAUUCCAGUGGCCGCGAGUUCCCCGGGCUUCUUAGAGAGGAUUGUGCAACGCGAAGCUGCUGAUGGGUCUGCGCCGGUGGCCCGUCUGGCUGCCGCUGCUGCUGCUGGGGUCCGCUUCCUUCCUGCUAGGGGGCUGCGCAGGCUCCUCCUCACACUCCUUGCAUUAUUUCUACAUGAGGGUGUCUGAGCCUGGCCAGGGGCUUCCCCAGUUCACCGCUCAGGCGUCCGUUGACGACCACAUCUUCAUUCAGUACGACAGUGACAGGAAACGAGCCCUUCCUCAGGUGCCCUGGGUCCAGAAGGUGGGGCAGGACUACCCCCAUUACUGGGACAAUAUGACUCAGAUCUUUCGGGAUGCUGAGGAAGUCUUCCGAGUUGUUCUGGAGAGUGUGCAGCGUGACCACGAGCAGAGCACAGGCUUGCACACCUGGCAGGUCAGGUACGGCUGCGAGCUGAGCCAAGAGGGGCGCCAAGGAGCAUACGAGCAGGAAGCCUACGAUGGGACAGUCUACCUUGACCUUGACCUGGAGUCUCUCUCCUGGAUGGCAGUCGAGAGAGGAGCCCAAGUGAGCCGGACUGGAAACCAGACGGUCUCUGUGAUGGCUUACGUGGGGAAGGAAGACUGCAUUGCGUGGCUCCGGAGAUACCUGGACUACGGGAAGGAGGUUCUGCUGAGGACAGGUGGGUGUUUGCAUGAGGGAAGAUGCAGGGAGAUGGGGGCAAGACUUGUGAUGGGUUGGGUGUGUGUGCAGAAAUUCCUUCAUAUUCUACCCAGGACAUUUGAGGAGGACACGACCUGCCUGCCUCUGAGGAUGCCUCUCGUUUCUUCAGAGUCUCCCGUCGUGAAGGUGACAAGUAAGGAGGACUCCAAAGGCCCGGCCACCCUCGUCUGCCGAGUUUACGGCUUCUACCCAAAGGAGAUCAAUGCCUACUGGAAGAAAGACGGAGAGGUCUGGGUGCAGGAUACCUUCCGCGGAGUUGCCACCCCCAAUUCAGACGGGACCUACCAUGCCAUGCUCGGUAUUCAAACCAACCCUGAGGAGAGGAAACGCUUCCAGUGCCAUGUGGAGCACGAAGCUCUGCCCAAACACCUGGAUGUGGCCUGGCAGGAGCCUGCGUUCAACAGCGGGCUUCUAAUUAUAUGCAUCGUGGGGGCUGUAGUCCUGGUGGCCGGCAUCUCUGUGGGCAUCAGUAAGUACCACGUACCCUCCAAGUGUCCCAAUUUUCUGAGGACAGUCCCAGAAUUACGAAAGCCAACCCAACUAGUUCUGACUGGAUCCCAGAAUGUCCCGAUUUCCCCUGCCGGUGCUGCUGCCACCAAGCUUGGGUAGGUGGAUUUAACCGAGGGAGCAUCCCAUAGCCCAGCGUUUCUCAACCACUGUUCCGCGGCACACUAGUGUGCCGCGAGACGCUGGCUGGUGUGCCGUGACGUGCGGCGACGAGAAGGGCGAUUUGCAUUGUCACGUGCCUGGCGGCCGCCAAUAACCAUCACUAACCCGCCGGAAAGGAAGCCGGCCGGGUCACGAUGCGGAGCGAGCGCAGCUCUCAACAGCCACCACCACGGGAGGGUGGUUUUAGACAAACUUAAAGAAGCUGGCUGGAUGAGCUCAACCUGAAACUUGCUGAGCAAAGGAUUGUGCUGGCAGAGAAAUCAGCGGCUUGUGAAGCCUUAUUACAGGAGAUUGCAACCAACACAGCAAUUGGCAAGUGUUUCUUACAGUCAUAAUUAUAUAGUCAAUAUAGGGCGGCACAGAGUUAAAUUUUUUAACUUUUUUAAUGGUGGUGUGCCUCGUGAUUUUUUUCAUGGGACAAGUGUGCCUUGGCCCAAAAAAGGUUGAGAAACACUGCCAUAGCUUCUCUGUGGCUGCUACUGCCAGCCUUCUCCCUUGGGCAGCUCAUCGCGGCUGCUGGAGAGCGGGCAUGGAGGAGGAGAAGCUGACACCAUCAAGGCACAGCCCUGCGCAUGAUUCUCCGGCUCUGGGGGGCAGAUAAGAGGGUAGGGCCACCCUGGGCAGUAAAUCGACCAAAUAAUAAAAUAAAAUAAAAUUUUGAUUGAAGUGUUUUCUCAGGAUGGUGGAGGGCUGUGUGUCCUGUUAGUGUGGUUGUGGUGGCACUUUUCCAGACGGGAGGACUGGAGUCAUGUUGGAAGAAAUCUGUUCCUGCUUAGAAUCUGGAAGACUUCCUACCUUUACUAGUGACAGGUUCUUGGGGUGUCUGCCGGGAUCUUUCCCUAGAAAAUCAUCUGCUGGGUGGCCCUUCCCCGCAAGAGAGGGUGAGGCUGGAUGAUCUCCGUUGCAUCCCUUUCCGUCCUGAAGAAUCGUUGUCAUGAGUUAAAUGACUAGAGGCUCCAGAAUCUAUGAUGUUUGACUAGGUCUCACAACUGUUCACAGUUAAGCUCUUUCCUUGUGAAGGAAAACUUUUUCUCAUUGUUCCUCUUCAUUUGGCCACUUAAAAUGUAGGGGAUUCCUGUGAAUGUUGGGCUUUGCAAGCCUUGGGUAUGUGCCCUCCCUUGUGACAACUCAUAAUUU
Molecule: messenger RNA, 2640 nt
Organism: Zootoca vivipara (common lizard)
Lineage: Eukaryota; Metazoa; Chordata; Lepidosauria; Squamata; Lacertidae
Source: RefSeq, a predicted model, not a curated record